Messenger RNA from Ascochyta rabiei, 1563 nucleotides. RefSeq lists its product as uncharacterized. The record is from RefSeq and is a predicted model, not a curated record. Bases 1 to 1563 code for a protein of 520 amino acids. NCBI's taxonomy places the organism in Eukaryota, Fungi, Ascomycota, Dothideomycetes, Pleosporales, Didymellaceae. The transcript is spliced from 4 exons.
AUGGUUGACGAGCUCGCCCCGCCUCGCAAGAGCGUAGAGCUCGAGGACCCUGGUGCGAAGGAGCUUGCCGACUCAGGCGAUGAGCACUUCUCCGAUGCAUCAGAGGGCAGAGUGCACGAGAAGAGCCUCGACAAGGGUCUUGAGCAGAGCAGGGCCGAGGCCACAUCGCCCAUCCCCAUCACCCGCGUCGAGCGUGUAGACGACGAGCCUGCCCACGGCGAGGUUCCUGGCACCGCUGCCUACAACAUGCGGACGCAGGACGCCGUGCCGGACGAGGUAGAGAUUGUCCCAGACGGCCAGCGCAGCCGCAGUGCCUCGCGCGUGAGCGCCAGUGAUCGACCCCUCACGCCAGGAGGCACGCCCAUGAGCCCCAUCCCCAAGACGGUCGUGGAGAAGAUCGACCCGGACCAGCCUGGCCACGGUGACGUUCCAGGAACACUCGCCCACCAGCAGCGCCUCGCCGAUGCCACGCCUGACAUCAUCGUCAAGGCGCCCGAGCCUCCGAAGCGGGACAACCAAGGGUCGCCAACUGCCUCCAUUGAUAGGUCUCCAAUAAACGACGACGACGACGAUGCCGCCAACCAAGUCGUCCCAGUGGAAACAGACGAGUUUCCUGAAGAAACAGACAACCAGACACACGACCAGAUAAAUGACCAGACAGACGACCUUUCAGACCCCGGCGACGCAGAAGAAGACGAUGGGUUCGGCGACUUUGACGAAUUCGAAGAGGGCGGCGAGGGCAACGACGAUUUUGGGGACUUCGACGAUGGGUUUCAGCAAGGCGAGGAACAGGCAGAGACUACAUUUGACAGCCCCCAAAUUCAAAAUCCCGUACCCGCUCCUCCACCAGCACCACCAGGUCCCCCUGUCCUCGACUUUGCCCAGCUCAGCUCGUUGGAAGCCAUUGUUGACGCAACCCAACCCUACAUGAAUGAGAUUUACCCAUGCCCACAUGACUUGCCCACCCUAUCCACUACCGCAGACACUCGCUCCAUCUUCCACUCUGAGCGGAGCCACUCGCUAUGGACUCAGCUUGUUGCGCCGCCACCGCUGCAGCCCCCAGACUGGGUCCGUUCUAGGAUACGGCGGCUGUUCCUCGUCUCGCUUGGCGUGCCCGUCGAUCUCGACGAGAUCCUGCCUGCGUCUAAACAGAAGAAGCUGAUCCUGCCUUCGAUCCACAUCCCAGGCGACAAGUCACCGCGCCCGUCCUCGGACGGCCGCAACCCCAACGCACUGGACCGCGUGAAGCGAGAGAACACAUCCAACACAUCUGUCGACUCGUCGAAAUCAAGGACAGAGAGGCCGAGGAGAGGCCCGCCGCCACCCCCGGAGUUGGACCUCAGCGCCACGUCGAUGCUGUGCGCGACGACCGAGGCAGCGCUGCUCCAUUUCACAGACGACGAGCUGCAGAUCCACGUCGAUCACCUCAAGGGCCUGCAGCUGCGGGCGGAGCAGGUGUUUGCGUACUGGCAGAAGCAGCUGGAGAGUGCACUGGGCGACAAGGACGCUUUCGAGCAGGUUAUUGAGAGCUUGGUCGCGCACGCGAAGAAGCUCAGGGAGUAG